UACAGUAGAAUUAUUUUUGCACCAAACAAAUAAAAUAGAGGUGAGUAACGAGUUGAGUUGACGAACGAGUUGCGAAGGAAGAAGAAGAAGCAGAAGAAGAUGAGCGAAACAAGGCCAGUUCCUCGGAGAGAGAGUCCAUGGGGGAUAACAGGAGAGAAUCACCCUGAACCUAAAGCUCAUCGAUGCAAUGAUCGCGUUGAAGAUGUUAUCCAGGCUUGCUUUGAGGGAAACCCAUUCAAGACUGUUCCAGGACCAUUCAAGCUCUUCUGGCAGUGCAUGCGUUCUAAACCUGGGUCAGUCCUCACUUCACUGCAUCUGAAGCCAUGAGCCACCAUAAUUCAUUGUGAAUUCAUCCUCUCCGAUCAUCACAUAAUUCCAAAGCAUAAUACAUAUUAUUAGCAUUUUUCAUAUAUCCCUCAUGCUUUUGUCCCUAUUCUGGUAAUCUCCUGGCAUUCUGCCAUUGUGCUUUGGUAUGUUUAUGUUGUGUUUCUUAGCUUCACUGAAUAUUACUCCUUGCCAUUAUAAGGAUCUAGUGUCAUUUUUUAUGUUACUUGAUGUUAGUUGGUUCUUUUAAUGUUUGUAGUUUGGGUGGUAUGAUUAAGAAACUUAAAGUUAAGGAGCUUAUUGUGUAUGAUUAAGAAACUUAAAGUUAAGGAGCUUAUUGUUUUCAAAUCCUUA
This is a messenger RNA of Lathyrus oleraceus (garden pea), 678 nucleotides long. RefSeq lists its product as uncharacterized. Lineage: Eukaryota; Viridiplantae; Streptophyta; Magnoliopsida; Fabales; Fabaceae. The transcript is spliced from 3 exons. The coding region runs from base 100 to 327 and encodes 75 amino acids. The record is from RefSeq and is a predicted model, not a curated record.